Molecule: messenger RNA, 832 nt
Organism: Vitrella brassicaformis
Lineage: Eukaryota; Vitrellaceae
Source: the annotation of a GenBank genome assembly
GCCGCCAAGACAGCAUAGCAUGCAUUUCAGUCAGUCCGCAUACGUAUAGAUCUAUCAUCCGCACUACACUACACCCACGCUUGGCCAGGCCACCGAACAUUGAUUGAUUGGACGCAUACCAACCUGUAGGACGAUGAACAGACAGACAGACACGGAUGCAUUCAUUCACUUAUUGAUUGACUUGGACAAAAGACAGACCUAGGCUAGGCAGAUGUGCGGAUCUGUUCACUUCACGCCUGUGCCUGGUGAGACGGACGAGACCAUGACAUUGCCGCCCGACACGCUAAUACGUUGCCUUGCCUACCUGGUCCACAUUGGGGUCCUGGAUGACGAUCAGGAUGUAGUCGCGGUCAGGGGCAACCAUUAUCUCGUGCUUGCGGCUUCUCACACGCAGAAACGUCAGGUCAUUCUGUGUGGAUGAAACCAGCCAGUGGACACCCAAGGAAGGCAUGAUUAUUGGAUAUACAAAUUGGAGCAAGCCCCGACCCUCCUGUUGUCUGUCUGCCUGCCUGCCCUCUGUCCUCCCUCCCUCCCUGGAUGCGAUGCAGCCUGACUGACCUGUGGGUCCAGGUCACGAACGACGCUUCGGGCCUUGGUGGCGAGCUGGGAUAUCUGGACCGACGAAAGCAAGGAGAGGCGUGUCGGUAGGCAGUGGUGUGGUGUCUGUCGUGCAUGUAGGUCGGUACCAGCGCCGAAUACUGUAGGGUCAUCUUGCUGUCGAGUGUGGAGCGGAUCGGCACGCCCUCGCUGUUCACGAUGACGAUGCCACUAACGCCGCGGUGCUGUUUGAUGCGGGCAAGGGUCUCCUCCACCUCACUGCUCAUACUGGCGG